Xyrichtys novacula (pearly razorfish) is the source of this 3702-nucleotide messenger RNA. The record is from the annotation of a GenBank genome assembly. Lineage: Eukaryota; Metazoa; Chordata; Actinopteri; Labriformes; Labridae.
AUGUCGAACAGUCGACACCAGAACUUUCGCACCUUUUUGACUGAACGUUUCACCGCCGUGGCAGUGGAAGUGUUUGGAGAGGUUGAGGCGAUAGUGGAGUCGUACUACGAGGAAAACAAACGUCUGCGCAAUGUCCUGCACAUGGUGCUCGGACCCGAUAUCAAGUUACCCAAGAUAGGUAUGAUACUUUUGUUAACUUUACAAGUCUCUUAAGAGUUAAAGUCGGCCACCAGCAUAAAACUGAAUUAGUUCAAAUGUAACAUGGAGGUUUGAAAACGAGCUACAUGAUAAAACGUAAACAGUGCACAGUUAAAGCUCCUUUAGGGAUUUUUCAGGAAGUGUCAAUUUUGGUGUCUGUGAGAACAAAGCAGUCUUUUUUUUAAAUUUAACCUUUAUUUAACCAGGUAAAAAACCCGUGGAGGUCAAGAUCUCUUUUACAAGGGUGACCUGGCCAAGAGGUCAGGCUGCACAUGUCACAAUAAUAAUUAUAAUGAUAAUACAAUUCAAGGACAAAAUAAGUUAACACAAACAGUACUUCUGAAAGUGCGUAUUAAGUCCUUAAUGUAUUUGUAAGGAGUAUUCUCUUUCUGACUUUCAACAGCCAGGUUCAUCAUUGAUUGUGGAAAUUUAAUGCAAAAAAAAAUAUAAAAAUAAGGCUGUUACCCAAGCAGUCACUUGGUGUCACAACAAUAACCUUCAGCUCAACACAUCAAAAACCGAGGAACUAAUAAUAGACUUCUCAAGCUCACCCACAUAACCAUUAUGGACUCCUUCAAUUUCCUUGGCACACACAUCAAUAAUACACUCAAAUGAAGACAACAUGCAGAUGAAAUUUACAAAAAAGCCAAUAAAAUACUGUUCUUAUUGCGACAGCUCAAAAAGUUUUGAGUCAGACACGUCCUCCUCCUUCAGUUCAGUACUCGGCCAUAAUUGAGAGUAUCCUCACAUCAUCAAUAAUAGUCUGGUACAGAAACUUGGACAGUCAUUCACACACAAAACUUCAACACAUAACCAACAGAUCAUCCAAAAUCACUGGCCAUACCCUCCCAUCCAUGGAGACUCUGUAUCAAAGACACGCCACACCACAGCGAGCACUGAAAAUCACCUCAGACCAUACACACCCUGCACACCACCUGUUCACACUCAUGUCCUCUGGGAGGUGGUACAGGUCUUUGACAGACAACUCAGCCACAUUCAAGAAUAGUUUCUUCCCCACUGCCAUAUGGACACUAAACCAAAAUCUGAAGUAAAUUGUAUCCACAUCUAUUAUCUUGUAUCUUGUAUUGUUGCAUUGUUUUUUUUUUUUUUUCCUGCAUGCAUGUACUGUAUGUUUCUGACACAGGAGAUGUGAGCAUGAUGUGCUGUACCGAAAACAAAUUCCACCGACCCUGUUGUGUUGCCAUUAAGAAAUGAUUCUGAUUCUGUUACUUUAGCUGCCUAGUUGGCACCUACCCUCUCGUACCAGUUCCAGGCAUCAAAAUAACAAUAUUAGAAUCAUCAAUUGUCCCUGAUGUUCUCCUUUGCUUUUGCAUGUCAUAAAAAGGAAAUCAAUCUGAGAUUCAGUCUGUUUCAAAAAAAAAAAAAAAGUUCAGGACCUUCAAUGUUUGUGUUGCAAAGUCUAGUUGUAGUUCAUAAUAAUACAAGUUUAUCAGUAUUAAUGAAGACUGAAAUUUUAAACUAGAUGGCUAGGGUGCAUGCAAUUUGCUUUACUCUCAAGGUGAAUUAAGCAUGAUAUUCAAACAUGGAUAUUUUCCUUUCCAUUUGACAGAUCAUUGCCAUCAUACCGCAGCAACCACGAGUACCACACAUCAACCCUUUGUGCAGCCCAGGGAUGAAAACAUGGACAUAUCAGAGUAUUUACAACCAAAAACGGAGCAAGAAGAGUAUGAUAUAAGCUGUGAAUUGCCCAGACAGCAAGUGCUGGAAGAAGCUGAUAACUUGACUAUAUCUGAUUGUGUGAAACGUGAGUCGGAUGCAGAAGACUCAAGCAUGCCCCCCAUCACUGACUCACACAACUUUGAAAUAGUGGUGGUCAGCCGAGACUCAUCAGGCACUAUAUCAGCUAAUGAAGAGAAUGAUAAUUGCGAUGUUAAUCACUCAAUGGACUCAGAUGGACUUGUAGAUUUCCAAGAGCCAUCCAAAAGUGACGAAAGCGCCAGCAAAAGUGUAAAAUCUAGAAACCACAAAAAGAAGUCAAAGAAUAAGGUAGGUUUGUUGUGGUGCCAGGGAUCCCCUGUAUCAUAGAGUUUGAUGAAUAAGAAAACGCAUGAUUUCUAGAGUGCCCGUCCUGGCAGGAACUGUAGCUGUUGAUUUUUCUGCAUGUGCAUGAACAUGUAUGCAGAGGAACACGUGCCACUCCAGCUCCAAUUAGAAAACAUUAUCACAGGCUGGUUAAAAAGAGAUAAUAAACCAUUAAACAGUCCAUAUCACUAGAAAAAGUCUAAAUCCUCUUAGAACAACAGUACUUGGGUCCUUAACUUCAACAGUGGGUGGUUCAUUGUUGUGUUUGACUUAGGAGUCUUAUUUGUUGUAGCAUAAAAUAAUUUAUUCUUUUUUUGGGGGGGAGGGGGGUGGAAAAUGUGCUCCAAAACAGACAGAGCAGCCACUGCAGAAAACUGUGCUGGAAUUACCAAGGUAAGAACAAUGACACUCAGCGUAUCUACAAUUUUGCUUCACUUUUCUAGUUGCUUGUAUGGCUAAUAAUCAAACCUGUUUUUACACAGGAUCAUGCCCCACCACUCUGUUAUCCCUACUCCAUCUGCUAGCCUUUCCCUUUUGUCCAGGAUCACAGAGGCUUUCAAGGAUUUGCCAGAGGACAAAAAGCCUCUCAUAACAAAAAUUGGCUUCUUGGACAAUAUGGAAUCCGUGGACUGUGCAUUUGGCAAGGUCCCCAAAGGUUCACCCUUGUCCUAUCAAUGCCCUGUGCCAUCAGAUAUGGACUAUGAGAUUCAUGAUGAUGUCCCCCCUCGCCCGCCACUUCCCUCUUUAAAUCAUAAGCUAGAGCCAAUGCUGGAUUUUUCUUCAUUUUCACUCAGCACCAGAGAGCAGGAACAUAUUAACACCAUGGGGAUCACAUUGGAGGACGCGCAAUGUCUGGAGAGCUCCACGCGUCCUCCAAAUGGGCACAAGGAACGUGCUGAGCAGCUGCUGAAGCUGCGAUUGACCUGUCGUUUUAGGGAAAUCUGCAACCUUAAACCAGGUCGGAGUAAUGCCGAGCAUCUUAUAUUUAGGAUCCAGAGGGGAGGUCGCAUUUGUAAGAACUUGCAGAUUGAGGAAGAGAUGAAGACUGAGGCACUGCGGGAGUACUGUAGCCAUGUGUGUGUCAACUGGUCCCCCUGCGGCUAUGUUGUUCACCCUAAUGCACCAUGGCUUGGGGCGCUGCCCCAUGGGCUGGUGUAUGAUCCCAAUGAGAGGCCCACUUUUGGCCUGGUGCAUGUCAAAUGCAUCCACUUCAAGAGCUUCAUUAGCUGCAAGUUCUUUACUUUUAAAAGUGGAGUCUUGCAGCUGAUGAAAGCCCACGCUCUGUAUUGGGACAUCCAAGGUGAGAUGAUGAUAACAGGAAUGUCCUGGUGUGAUCUGGUGGUAUUUUCCAAUGAGGACAUACUUGUUCAACGCAUCUACAGAGACGAGAGCAUGAUCAGCUCCAUGAAGAAGAAAUUGGAUAGCUUCUUCUUUUACUACUAUCUACCAAGUCUGGAAUAA